CGUUACAAAGCAAGGGGUCGCAAAACAGUAACCUGCUCUGUCUGUUUUUCCCCCGAAAAUUACGAAACUACCAAUUAAAUGAGAGAGAGAGAAGAGAUAAGAGGAUUCUUCGUUCAAGAGCACACACGGAGAUCAUAGAGAGAGAGAGAGAGAGAGAGAGAGAGAGAGAGAACACGUUGAUUUUGAUUUGAUUUUCUCUGCUUCUCUCUCCUUUUCCUCACUCGAUUCAUUUCCCUUUUGCAGAUUUGGUUUUCUUUCCAUUUUUUUUGGAUAGAUAACCCAAAAGCAGUCACUGAUCAGAUCUGGUUUUUUUAGUUGGAAGGAAAGGUAUCCAAUGCUCCUGUUUGAGCACUUUGGAAUGGAAUUUGGUGGUUCUUGAUCCAAAGGUUUCGAUUCUCGAAUUCUUCUGGUACAUUCUCGAUCAGUUCAAGAACAAGAAAUAAAUCCUGGGUUUGAUCUGAUUCAUUUCCUUGAAAUUUGACUGUUAAAAAGAGUUCCAUGGAAGCUAGUGUUGGUGGUCGACGAAGACUCACACAUCAGGUCUCAGUCGUGGACACAACAAAUCUCAGAGAUCUUCUGAGAGUCAAAGAUGACGACGAGAGCAACAGAGACUCCCUGACAGGGCUAACUCUCGGAGCAGUCCUCGGUUGCGAUGUGACGAGAACAGUAAGGGUUCCACCAGUAAGCCGUACACUCCUCGACAUCAUCAGAGACGAAGAAUCCGGCACCAAAGGCCUCUCUGGUCACAACCGCAGGAACUGGAAAUCAUUCCGAGACCGCCUCCGGAUCCGCCGCGCCAGUGCCGCUUGGACCUCCUCCGCCGCCGACGAGGACGAAAAUGACCGCUGCAUUCUCCAGAUUUCAGAUCCAAUCUCGGCCCCGCCGCAUUCCGGCUCGACCGAAUCGGCUCAACCAGGGAACGGACCGAACAGUAGACGAGACGGAGGAGACGGAGGAGACAGAGGAGACAUCGUUACGGAGUACGACGCCGUCGCCGCUGCUAACAGACCUGUUAUGAUGCGACUCGCGGCAGCAUCAGCGACGGAGAGAGAGUUGCAGCGGCAACGGGAGAUAUCGAUGUCCGUGUCGAUGUCGAUGUCGAACCCGGCUCCUGUAGUAGAGGAAGUAAGAGAAGAGCAACCGGUGGUUGAGACAGAACAGUCGGCGGUGGAGGAGGCGGAGGCGCCGGUGAGGAUGUCGUUGAUGGCUUUACUGGAGGAAACGGACAGGCAAUCGGGGAUACUGGGGUCCACAUUGAUGGGUGACAUGGCGGAUGAAGAAGAGGAAGAGGUGUAUGUGGAUGUAGACGACGAAGGGAGAGGAGGAGAGUACGUUUGCUGCGUUUGUAUGGUGAGGCAUAAAGGUUCGGCAUUCAUACCUUGUGGGCAUACGUUUUGCAGGCUUUGUUCAAGAGAGCUUUGGGUUUCAAGGGGGAAUUGCCCACUCUGCAAUGGUUUCAUCUUGGAGAUUCUGGAUAUCUUCUAAGCAUAAUCAAACACUAGAAUCGAAAUUAUUCUUCAGAAUGCCCAGAAUUGAGUGAUUAUCUCUCUUACUUACAAUUUACUUUUACUGUUUUUUUAUUAA
Macadamia integrifolia is the source of this 1584-nucleotide messenger RNA. RefSeq lists its product as uncharacterized. The transcript has a single exon. The record is from RefSeq and is a predicted model, not a curated record. Bases 499 to 1485 code for a protein of 328 amino acids. Lineage: Eukaryota; Viridiplantae; Streptophyta; Magnoliopsida; Proteales; Proteaceae.